This is a messenger RNA of Thunnus maccoyii (southern bluefin tuna), 837 nucleotides long. RefSeq lists its product as uncharacterized. Bases 88 to 837 code for a protein of 249 amino acids. The record is from RefSeq and is a predicted model, not a curated record. Lineage: Eukaryota; Metazoa; Chordata; Actinopteri; Scombriformes; Scombridae. The transcript has 4 exons.
CCGCCCACUGAGGUUCAACUCAACCAAUGAGAUUCUUUCUGUCUGCAGAGCAGAAAUGUUUGAGGAAGUAAAAUCCCAAUCAGCUUGAUGCUGAGGAGAAGGGCUGUGCAGCAGAGAGGCUGUUUAGUUUCUUCAUUCUACUGCAGUGGAAGAACAUUGAUCAUCUACUGUCUGUUUGGUUUCAACAACUCCAAAGACAUGUUGCUUUACCUCUUUAUGCUGUUAUCUCACUUUAUAGCCAUGGGUUCCAUGAACAGCAUAAAGCCAGAAAAUACUGAAGAACGUGUUGCAGAGGGAGGAAACAUCAACCUGACCUGUAAAUAUGAGGGUUCUAUCUACAAUAUCCAGUGGUACCGACAAUACCAGAGAUCCAGACCAGAGUUCCUGCUCUACAUCACUGAGGGGGGAUCGAUUUAUCCAACUGUUUCUGAUUUCUCAGCUCACAUUAACAAAACAGAGAAACGUGUUGAUCUGCAGAUCUCCUCUGCUGCAGUGUCUGACUCUGCUGUGUACUACUGUCUCACUCCAGUCAACAAUGAAGAGAACAGUUUAGAAGGCAGCACUGUUACUCUGUCCUACAAAUACUCAAAACCUGCAACUGGUUCUAAUCAAUUCUUCUGGUAUCGACAAUAUCCGGGAAAACAACCAGAAUUCCUCAUCUCUCACUCAGGAACAGGAAGUCUGAUAUCAGAUCCAGUACCUAGACUGUCUUUUAAUGUGAAUGAAGAUAAAACCCAAAUGGAUCUGCAGAUCUCCUCUGCUGCAGUGACAGACUCUGCUCUGUACUACUGUGCUGUGAGGCCCACAGUGACAGCAAAGGGCCACAUUAUCAAGUAG